UCUAAUGGAAGUGCACACGGCCCCUGAGAGGCCGUCGGAUUGAAGUACUUUUUGAUUAAUUAAUUAGCUGCAAGACUGGGCGACCUCUUGGUCAAGGAGUCCUCGUGGACUGGGGCUAUAAAUGGCAGCGGCACACGUCUAACGGUAAUUAGUUGCCCACUCAAGUGACCAUCAUGCACAUCGCCGUUGUUUGUCUCCUAAUCACCUUGGGCCUCGACCACAGCCGGGCAGCCACAACAAUCCUGCAUGGCAACGGACCGGAUUCCAGUGCCAUUUCCCACCAGAGUUUUACUCGAUUGUCGUCAGCGCAGCCUCUAAUCCUCCAGCAUCAAGAGCAGCAGCAGCAUCAUCAGCUGGUUGUUCCUGCUCCGAGGAUUGUCAACAGCCACCAUAGAGCCAUUGGGGAGCAGCAGCAGGUUGAGCGGUUCUCCCAAGGAGAUGAAGAGCUUCAACUGGCACCUAUCUCCCGCCAGACACCUGCCCAUCUCACAUACUCUGCCCGUCCGGUGGUCCAUCAGAUGCUGCCCCGGAUUAAGCCUGUGAGAAACAUCAGCUUUGCCUCGCUAAUCCCGGGACCUCGUAGCCUGGCCACCCAUCAGAAUCUGUCACCAGUUUAGAGUGGCAAAGCAAUCUAUGGAGUAGCUACCUUUA
Molecule: messenger RNA, 651 nt
Organism: Drosophila kikkawai
Lineage: Eukaryota; Metazoa; Arthropoda; Insecta; Diptera; Drosophilidae
Source: RefSeq, a predicted model, not a curated record